AACCAACCAGCACAAUCUCUUACUCUACUAUUGCAUCCUUCGAAGAAACGGUCAUUGAGAUCCAAGGGACAUCGUCCCUCUUCCGACGACCUUCAAAGCAACCCUCAACAGAACAGACCCUCAGCAACCCCAACCCUCCAAAGAAACCACACCCCAAACCCGGGCAUCUACCAAUCCAACCACUUCCCCCCACCCCAAGCAUACAAACGAGUACAAACAAAGCGGAAAUAAAUAAAUAAAGAGAGAGAGAGAGAAAGAGAGAGAGAGAAACAUGCAAACCCCCACCCUAACACACACGCCCCUAACCCGCACCCUCCUAAUCUACACGAUCGCCUCCUCCGUGCUCCUCUCCAUCCUCGACAGCAAACACCUCGCCAGCAUCCACAUCUCCCCGCACUUCUGGCCGUACGGGCAGUUCUGGCGCGCGCUGAUCUGGCAGGUCGCGGGGUUCGCGAAUUCCACGGAGGCGCUGUUCGCCGCGCUGCUGGUUUAUAAUUUGAGGGUUGUGGAGAGGGGGUGGGGGGGACGCAAGGUUGCUACAUUCAUCCUCUCAACACUGCCCUACACGACCCUCCUCCCGCCGCUACUACUCACCGUUGUGCUUCGCCCGCUCACGCUGCACAAGCUCAACUACCUCCCCUCCGGUCCGACGGCUACGUUGUUUGCCCUGCUGGUGCAGUAUUAUGUGGAGGUUCCGCAUACGGUUUCCUAUCGCGUAUCUACCUCCUCUUCAUCACCAUCUUCUACCUCUCCGUCUACAUCCUCCUCGACGAACCCUGCAACAAACCCCACCGAAGAUCAAAACCAACACCAACAAGAAACAGACAAUAAGGGCAUGGGGAUCCUCCUAACCGACAAAUCCCCCGUCUACCUCGUCGCGGCGCAACUCGCCCUGUCCCAGUUCCCGGCGAUGUUUCUCCCCGCGCUGAUAGGCUGGGGUGUGGGGCUUGCGUGGCGCGCGGAGGUGCUGCCCUUUUUGGGGUCCUCUGGGAGGAGAGGUGGUGGUGUUGGUGGGUGGAGGGUCCCGGCUUGGGUUGUUGGGGAGAGGGAUUCUGGUUCUAGGUCUGGGUUUGCGAGUUCGAGGUCUGGUGGGGAGGGGGGCAGGUAUGAGGGGUUGAGGAGGAGGUUGGAGGGGGAGGCUUCUGCUGUUGCUUCUGCUUCUUCUGCUGCUUCUGCUGCGUCUGGGAGUGGAGAGGGGAGGCGGAGGAGAGAUUGA
Molecule: messenger RNA, 1216 nt
Organism: Aspergillus candidus
Lineage: Eukaryota; Fungi; Ascomycota; Eurotiomycetes; Eurotiales; Aspergillaceae
Gene: dscB
Product: protein dscB
Exons: 2
Coding region: 272-1216 (314 amino acids)
Source: RefSeq, a predicted model, not a curated record